GGAUACUGAAGCCAAUCCUUGUCGAGUGAUUCACUAAAUGUCGACCGAUUACCGCGCCGUCCCAAUCCUCGCUGUCAAGUUUAGCCGCCACUCUCUCCACCCAAGUGUUCUACCCUCGCCAGGGUAGACGACGUCCGGGUCCCGCGGGCCGCGCGAGCGAGCGAGAACGAGCGUCGCUUGGGCAACAAAUUGCCGAAAGAAGAAAGUCAGCCUUUGGUUUAAUCUGCCGGCCAGACGAAAUAGCUCCCAGAGCAUGGCUGCGAAGCCGCAGGUUAAGAAGUGCUAUUUAUUUUCUCUGUCAGGGAGGCCGUGGUUCUAAGCAGACGGAAGCACGUGACAUCAAGCGGCAUUGUGGGAAUCAAGAAUUACACCCCAGACAUUUCCGGUUGGGCCUUGACCACUAUUCUACUUUCUUACCCUGGUCACUUCGCACAGCCAUGGCAACCGUUUGCUUGAGAAACAUCCUCCUGUUAACCUUGCUGGUGCAGCUGCAGACGGCGCGGACGCAGACGGUGUGUGACGUUUGCGAGCAACGACCGGCUGCGUGCCGGCGGAUCGCCGGGCUGUACACAGUGACCGUGCUGACCCAGGGCACCUACAACCCUGUGGUGGAGAUACCCGCGCAGGCCUGCAGCCUCAACAUCACGGAGUUGGCCCCCAGCCACAACUACCUGGCGGUGCGGACGGAGACUGGAGAAAACAUCGUUAACGGGUACUGGUCUGUGGGCUCUACGGGUAGUUUUCGGGGUGCUGGCACCCAGUUCGAGUACAACCGAGGAGCCGCUAGCUGCCCUGGGGAGUGCAUCCUCGCAAAAGGACCAAUCAAUCAAGCAGUCGUAGUGCAGCUUUUAUAUUACUCGAAAAAUCCAGGCAUUGCCUACGAGUUCGUGCUCCCGGGUGAUGUUCUGUUCAAGCCGUUCGACGAAACUGCUCCAAGCGUAGAGUCUAGAACCAGAACAUCACAUCACUACCACGGGCGACGACAACCGACGAACGCAUCGAGAGCAGAGCCUUACGACCCAGCCUAUGCCCGCAGGCAGGAGGAGACAGCUCCAGUUCAAGAGCCUCGACGGCAGCAACUCCUGUUCAAGAACCUAGACGGCAGGCAAGUCCAGGGCAAGAACCUCGCCGGCAGCAAGCGCCUGUUCGUCAAGGCCGUCCAGGUGAAAGGAGGAGAUACUGGUGUGGGCACAAAAGAUUCUACUGACUACAGGGGGGUCAGCUAUGGAUCACACACGCUGGGGGGUCGAGGUCAGAGCUACACUUUUCAGCACCAGGACAGCAGAAGCGCAGGUUCUGCAUCUGAGGACCCUGACGCUGGUCGGACGCAGCCGAGAGAAACCCUCCGAAGACGCCCGGUCGUCCGUGGACAGCCAACCCCCGUGCGACCUCUGCCCCCGCAAAGCUACCUGUCCUCUGAGGGUCUCGAAAGUCAAGGCAGCGCCAGGCGAGGCGGCCUGGCUGACAGAACCUAUUCUCAGUCCCUGGAGUCUGACAACCGCUUGCAGCCGUAUGAUAACGUGAAUGUGGAGCAGAUAGGCAGACCUACUCUUACCAUUGGAGGCGGUGGAGGAGGCCGUGAGUACAUGUGGACCAUCUCUGGCUUCACCCAGUGCUCCUUGACCUGCGGGGGAGGUUUCCAGGAGACAAGGGUGGUGUGUGUGUUGACCAGCGCGGGUACGCAGGUGGUGGUGACAGAGGAGAACUGUGCCAAUGUUGUUAAGCCACGUGUUCAACGAGUCUCAUGCCACAAUGAACCUUGUGCCCCUGGGUGGGUGACAGAUGAGUGGUCAGAGUGCAGUGUCACCUGUGGGUCCGGCACACAAACACGGCGCAUCGAGUGUCGCCACCGCCUGUCCGAAAAUUCGGAACUUAGCGUCUCUGCAUCCCAGUGUGACCAGGCACAGAAACCUGCCAUAGCCCAGCAAUGCGAGACCAACCCUUGUGCCCAGUGGCAGACAGGCGACUGGGGAGUGUGUUCUACUGAGUGUGGAGGUGGCGAGAGGGUGCGGCAGGUGGAGUGUGUGGACCAGCAGGGAGUGCAGAUACCUGACAGCUAUUGUUCUUUGGACAAACCACAGGAGAAGGAAGAUUGCAAUACACAGCCGUGUAACACUCAAUGGUGGUUCACUGAUUGGUCGAAUGUGUGUUCUGCAGACUGCGGGCCAGGUCUGACUUCACGCAGCGUGGUGUGCCGAGACCGCAUGGGACGACAAGUGUCUGAAUUGUCAUGCGAGGAUUCCAAGCGACCUCAAGAUAGACAGGCAUGUGAGAGCAGUGCCCAAUGUGGUGGACAGUGGUUCACGGGGCCAUGGAGUGAGUGCUCUGAGAACUGUGGAGAAGGGGUUCGAACUCGGCAAGUGGUAUGCAUGCAGCGAGAAGCAGGUCGAGGGAGCCAGAGUGUGACACGGGAAGAGCAUUGUCAAGGGCUGGAAAAGCCACAGUCAGAGGAAGAGUGUCUAAAUAUCGCUUGCGGGGCUCAGUACUACAUGACAGACUGGAGUGAGUGCUCUGUGUCAUGUGGAAGUGGUGUCCGUACUCGUCAAGUACAAUGUCUGGAUGCAAACCAACAACGGUCUAAUGCCUGUGACCCCAACGAUGCACCACCUGACAGAGAGCGGUGUGAGUCCAUCUCUUGUCGGGAAGUCGAGGAGGUGCAUAAGCUUCAACAGACAAGUCGAUCUGAUGACAGGUGUAAAAAUACGUUCUGGAACUGUAGGCUUGUCGUGCAAGCUCGUCUGUGUUCCUACGCCUACUACAAUCAAGUCUGUUGUGCUGCCUGCCGUCGAAGCCACACACAUUAACAUCCUGGAAUUGACUUUAUAAAUUUCACCUUCUCCAUUUCACAAUGUGUUCUUUCUUGGCAACCAGAAAGGAUUUGGUGUAGAAGACAUUAGUGAAGCUAUUGAUAUAUGUAUGAAUAUUCUUAAAUGCGUUGGGGUUGAAACUGCCUGAAUCUGAUAUAGAUUUUCUGUAAUUCACGAUAUGCCCAGCAUUAGUUAAAUAUGGACAUGAUUUCAUAAUGGUAACAUUGCUACGGAGCAUUCACGAGAAAUAUGUCCUGGUUUUUAAGUACAUACACACACAAGAUCACUGUACUUCCAGGCCUCGUCUUUUUUUCAGAUUAGAAAUGUGAGUAGAUACAAUCCCGUUUUAUUUUAUAACGUACUUUGAAGGUUGCUUCCUAUCACGAAUAUAUGUGCGUGAGUGUGUGUUCAUGUAUAUCCUUGCAGACAUAUUUUCAUGGGGAUUUCAUGCAUGGUGCUAGCUGCACAUUUUUUUUUUCCUUGUUCAAGAAGUUCCUCUUUACACAAAGAUGAGUGUACCAUUGAAUAUAUGCAGUCAUAAUGAAGAAAUUUUCAUAAUGAGCAAGGGUGUGUGCCAAAUGGUUCCCUUCAUGUCUGCCUGACAUGUUCUAAGCUUUAAUCUCAUUCACAUUUUCCAUGCAUAUUCUGGUGCUAUUGUUUUUAUUAUAAUGUUGUUUUCUGGCCACUGAACAAGAUUAACCAUGUCUUAACAUAUUUUGUAUUAUUGUAAAAAAAAAAACAUUAAACUUUGGUUGUGCUGUUACAUUCACUUUAGCUUCUUUCUUAUUUCCAAGAAACUAGUCACUGAUAAAGGAUUAUCCAAGAAGCAGUAUUACCAUUGCAGAUCCCAUAUUCACUUCAAGGGUACAAAUACUGUCUACAGAAUAAAUCACAAUUUUCUUACCUUGGACCUGCAUUAACACUGGGUUAGGAAAGCCUGAAUCCCAGGUUUUUACAGAGGAAUCAGUAUUCCAUAAAUCCUUAAUUUUUUUUUUCCUUUAACCAAUGUCUACAAAAUUACAUUAGAAAAUGAUAUAUCUUGUUUUUUAAAGAAGUGAAAAAAUAACCAAAAUGCAAUACAGUGAGCAAGGGAACCCCAGAAAUCAGAAUAUUUUCCACUUCAUUCCCCUCAUUGCAGAAACAAGCAUUUAGAAAAUGAUCACAUAUGCUGUCCACAGUCUUUCAUUCCUAUCUAUAAACACAUAAUUAUGCCACUACUCUGUUUCACUCCCAAUGAUGUAACUUGCAUACUUGUUGGCUUCUAACAGACAUGUAACAAAAUUGUCCAAAAUGUGUUCUUUCACUAGCAGAAAUUAUUCUUUUCUGGCAUGAAGACUUCGCAAGUCAACAGUUUCAGCACGAGAGAAACUUGAUGCAUGGAAUACGAUAAUUUGCUUCACUAUGUGUGGAUUGAAUGAAUCUAGAGUCAUGUUUUGCUCAUGGAAAGUAAGCUCAGCUAUCUUUUCUCUGUAUUUAUAACACACUUCAACAGAAUAUAUCCUGUGAUGAGGGUUGUCAAAAAAGGAAAUACUGAAUGUUUAAAUGUUUGUUUAAUGAACAUCUAUUUACACCACCAUCCACAAAAUUUCUUUAUUAAGUGAUAUGGAAGGUUUAGCAAUCAUGUGAUGUAGACUUUAUUAAGUGUAUGUAAAUAUUGCAUUCUUUAAAGAGAUAUGUUUUGUUCAAGAGAGAAAGAUUUUAGUUUGUGUACAUAGCCAUUUAUUUCACAUUAUAUCUUUGAUGGGAUUAUUUUGUGACCAUGCACUAAAUCUGGAUCCAUUUGAUUGCAUAGGAUAUUGCUUAAAAAAACGCUUCAUAUACCAUGAGUAAAAUGCAUUUUUAUUAUGUAAUGAAACUUUUUACAUUAUAAAUACUGAAGUUGUGUGUAAAUGUCAAUCCUGAAUGCAUCUACACGUCCACAAAUGCUUCCAUGCACGUACGCCUUUGUUCAUUUAAUGUCAAAUCUUCCUCUAGUUUUAACACAAUACAUAUACCAGCAGAAAAUGCUGGCUCCCUUGUAGCUCUAUGAAGCAUAUAUCACCAAAAAAAUGAACUGGUUAUUAAGGACAGAGGAAAAGUUUGACACCUGGAAAUAGUAAAGGAAUGGAGUAAGAUGUUUUGAUAAUCUUGUUUUGCAAUUUUGUUUCAAAUUUCCAAAGGUACAAAUGUACAUCACCAUAAUUUGAUCCACAUUUGGAGGCACGUCAUAAUAUUUUCUGACCAAGUGUGGAGAUUCGCACUGAUCUUGCAUACUCACUACUAACAAAAGAUGAAAUAAAAUUGAAAAUAAUUUCA
This is a messenger RNA of Pomacea canaliculata, 5102 nucleotides long. Its product is annotated as thrombospondin type-1 domain-containing protein 4-like. Lineage: Eukaryota; Metazoa; Mollusca; Gastropoda; Architaenioglossa; Ampullariidae. Gene Ontology annotation, biological process: extracellular matrix organization. Gene Ontology annotation, molecular function: metalloendopeptidase activity. The record is from RefSeq and is a predicted model, not a curated record. Gene Ontology annotation, cellular component: extracellular matrix.